Pseudozyma hubeiensis SY62 is the source of this 1290-nucleotide messenger RNA. RefSeq lists its product as hypothetical. The coding region runs from base 1 to 1290 and encodes 429 amino acids. Lineage: Eukaryota; Fungi; Basidiomycota; Ustilaginomycetes; Ustilaginales; Ustilaginaceae. The transcript is spliced from 2 exons. The record is from RefSeq and is a predicted model, not a curated record.
AUGACAUCUCGAAAGAGGAAACGAUCAAGCAGGCCAAGCACCGCUUGUGACAUCGAAGCCAAGGAUGAACCAUCCACACUGCUCAGAGCUCGCCCCGCCACAGCAUCGCUCGCAGUCGAGUCGUAUGGUCCUGCAGCCGCAGUCCCGGAGGGUAUGGUCGAAUGGAGACAUCCCGUUAGUGGUCGAAGUUUUCACAUCGAUCAGCGGACGGGUCACAGUACCGCUGUGAUUCCUCGGUCGUUGUCGAAGGAUGACGAUGGCGGUUCGGUAUCAGAGAGAAUUCGCGGACUGUAUGGAGGCGUCGGUGUGGAUCGUACAAAGCUGAAAAGAAGUCUCGGUCUUCUGAUCCCAGAUCGUGGGUUCCGAGCGGGUCGUGACGAAGUGGACAGCAUGGAUGAAUUCGACGACCCGAGCUUCGAUGCAGCGCUUGCUGCGAUGCCCUCGCCGUCUCACACUGCAACAUCAGAUUUGGUGUGGCGGAGUAGGUUCUUUGACUCAUGUCGAUCUGCAUCGCUCGUCAAAAUAGCUGCCAGAGAGCCACUGCAUCAUGAUGAUUCGGACGUCGGCAGCAUGACUAGGAGAAAGGAUGUCGUCGAGCUCGCGAUCACUCGGUUGGACCUGCAGACAGCUCACGUGCUGAAUCAGGUGGAUGGCAAACUCAUCCUCUGCAGCACUUCUUCGACCUCUUCAAAGACCAAUGGCGUCGUGUUCUGCAUCGACCAGCACGCUGCUGAUGAGCGAUAUCGAUUGGAGCAUCUGUUGGAGCAGUAUCUUGCCGACUGUGCUGCUGAAACUGCAUUGUAUCAGUUGGAGUCGACGAUCACCCUGCCGAUCUCGAUGCAGCAAUACGAUCUCAUCAAAGGAACUCCAGCCGUCGAGUCACAUAUGAAGAUGCUCGGCUGGUCAAUCAAAGCCAUCGUGAUGAUACACCCUACCCUCGGUCACGCUCAAGUCGAUCUCGACGGCAUACCUUACAUACUCAAAGACAAGGCUCUCACCGAUCGGGGCAAGGUGAAGGACCAGUCGCUGCUGCAGAAAUGUUUCACGGACUGUCUCGACUCUUCUGACCGACUCUUUGAGGUGAAGAUAGGAGAGGACUGCGUCUAUGAAUUGUUCAUCGCAAGCCUGGUGGGAGGUGGCAGCCACCUCGUCGUCGCAAACAGCGUCUUCCAGUCGAUCAGCAUCGAUGCCCUUUAUCGUGCACGCGAGAUGAUUUCCACUUUGUGUCUUCUUUUCGACCUGAGUCACGUCCUUCUUCGUGGGUAUGAUCGUUGUUUAAGUCAGCAUUAA